Messenger RNA from Phialemonium atrogriseum, 3344 nucleotides. RefSeq lists its product as uncharacterized. The coding region runs from base 342 to 2960 and encodes 872 amino acids. Gene Ontology annotation, molecular function: RNA polymerase III general transcription initiation factor activity; TBP-class protein binding; RNA polymerase III type 3 promoter sequence-specific DNA binding. Gene Ontology annotation, biological process: transcription preinitiation complex assembly; transcription by RNA polymerase III; DNA-templated transcription initiation. NCBI's taxonomy places the organism in Eukaryota, Fungi, Ascomycota, Sordariomycetes, Cephalothecales, Cephalothecaceae. The record is from RefSeq and is a predicted model, not a curated record. Gene Ontology annotation, cellular component: transcription factor TFIIIB complex; nucleus; transcription preinitiation complex. The transcript has a single exon.
AAUUCAUCACCGAUUUGCCGCCGCAGCCAUUAUCCCCCAUGCAGCUUCACUCCCUUCGCUAUCAUCCAAUGGCAUAACAUACUUCGACAGUUUAAGACUCGGUCGAUUUUCCAGCUACCCGUUCAUACCAAAGGAAGAGAAGAGAAGUUUCCAUCAAUCGAUCAAUCCCACUGUCCCAGCCUAGCUAGCAGGCAGCCUGGUUGGGGACGACGCUCCCACCGCCUCCCACUGCCGCCGGCUUGGGUUACUUACUUCUCAAGCCACGAAGGUGGAAGCUUCACCACACCCCAUCAUUCAAUAUCUAGAAUAUCAGAAACACCAAUCCGUCGGUUUAUGCUACCAUGGCUUCCCUUGCGAAGCUUCCCAAGAAGCUCACAGCUCCCGGCUCCAAAGCCAAGGCUAUGCGGCGACCGAAUGCCGUCCGCCAGAUCAUGGAGAGAGAGCAGCGUGUGAGAGAAAACUCCGCUGCGGCUGCCAGGGCUUCGUCGGUUUCGGCAAUGUCCGGCCCGGCUCGCGCUACCGGUUCAGGCCUUCAGUGUCCCAACAAGGCUUGUCCAAACCCCAACGUCGUUGACGGGACAUGCCAGACUUGUGGCCGUGUUGCCGAUGACAGCAACAUCGUUUCCGAGAUUCAGUUCGGCGAGAACUCCUCUGGUGCCGCAGUCGUCCAGGGCAGCUUCCUCGGUGCUGAUCAAGGCGGUGUCCGCACUGUCGGCGGCCCUGCCUUCCGCCGCGUUGCUGGCAGCGGUGCCGGCGAGGCUCGCGAGCGCUCACUCAAAGAGGCCAAGACUCUCAUGCAGCAGUAUGUCCACCGGCUCAACCUCUCUCCGGCCUUGGCCGAGAGUGGCUUCCGCUUGUACAGGAUGGCCGCCAUGAACAACUUCGUGCAGGGUCGCAAAAUCACCAACGUUGUCGCCAUGUGCUUGUAUGCCGCGUGCCGCAAGGAGCAAAACUGCAAGAUCAUGCUGAUCGAUCUCGCCGACAUUUGCAAAGAAAACGUCUUCAAGCUGGGCCGGAACUACAAGGCCUUCAUCGCCAAGUUUCCCGAGGUCAAAGAGGGGCCGAACCCCAUCAUCCUGGAGGAUCUCAUCUGGCGCUUCGCUUCGAAGCUCGAGUUCUACGGCGACACCAACAAAGUAGCCCUGUCGGCGGUACGGAUCGCGCACCGGAUGCAGAAGGACCAUAUGACCCACGGUCGCCGGCCCGCGGGUAUUUGCGGCGCCGCCAUCAUUAUGGCUGCCAGAGCUCACAGCUACCGCCGCACCGUCCGAGAAGUCGUCUACAUCGCCAAGGUCACCACCCACACCCUCCAAAUCCGCAUGGACGAGUUUGCGAAUGUCCCGUCCGCCCAGAUGACCAUCGACGAGUUUCACACAAACGACUUUCUGGAUGAGCAAUACGACCCGCCUUGGUGGUACAAACAGUCCGCAGCAUACAAGGAGAAGCACCAGCGGACCAAUAAGCGAAAAGUGGAGGAACUUGAGGACGGAGCCGACGCCACCGAAGAAGCUGCGGAGGGCCAGAAUGGAGAGAAGCGUCAGAAGACGAUGACGCCAGAGGCAUCGCAGUCCACUUCCUCGAGCGACUCUGCCGGUCCAGCACAGAUCACGGCCUUCGCCACACCCUCGCCUUCUCCCGCACCGACUCCCCAGCCAGCCACAGCCACCGAUAAGGACGGUUUUGUCAUCCCUCCCCUUCCGGAGAAAGCUGUUGGGGACGUAACCCGCGUGGUCGAUCGAGUGGCCAUUGCGUCCGCUCGCGGUGGCGACGGACAACUUGAUUUGCUUGCACGGGAGUUUGGCGAUGUCGAGGAUGUGGUUCCCGAGCGCAGCACCGAGGCCGCCAUGGCUGCAGCAAUGGGCAUUGACUUUCCGGCGGGGAAGAAGACCGGGCGUUCCCCAAGCAUCAGCAAGGCCAAAUCGAAGGGAAAAGGCAAAGCGAAGGAUGAUUCGGGGCCGAAGUUGGCCUACGAUGAGCAGUGGGAGGCAGAUGAGAACGCCCUCGAGGAGGAGAUGGAGGUCCACCUUUCCGAUCCGCAAAUGAUACUAGUCGCUCGCGACGAGGCACAGAAAGAAGGCGACUCCCAGGCUCUCCAGAGACUGAAUGACUUUGCCGAGGAGAGACGCGUCGAUGAGGCCAUUGACAAGGCCCUGCAUCAGACCGGUGCCGUUCCAAAUCUCCCAGGGGCUGCUGUAGGCGAUGCCGCCGCCGAGGAAGAACCGGCCGACGACACCCCGUCCGACCCCCGGUUUACACCCCGAUCAAAAGUGUCCAACGACCCGAUCGUGAGCGACAAGGAGUUCGCCAACGACCCCGAGGUGAUCUGCUGCCUUCUCACGCCCGAAGAGGCCAAGAUCAAGGAGCAGCUGUGGACCAACGAGAACAAGGACUGGAUGUCUUCGAACCAGCAGAAGAUCUUCAGAAAGAAGAUGGAGGCCCGCGGCCCGCCCAAGAAGACGCGCAAGCGCAUCAAGACGGCCCGGAUCGGCGAGGGCCAGGCGAGCCCGGCCAGCAGCGCCGGGGAGGCGGCCGUCAACGCGCUGACCAUGAGGGCCGUCAGCAAGAAGAUCAACUACACGGCCUUCCAGGACAUCUUCGACAUGCGCAAGUACCACCGCCCCGGCAGCGAGUUCGGCGGCACCAGCACCAUGGGCAGCAACAGCCGGGCCGGCAGCGUCGCCCCCAGCGAGGGCGGGAGCGAAUUUGGCGACGACCGCGUCGCCGGGAAGGCGGCCGUGCGGGUCAAGUCGGCCGAGUCGGCGAGCAAGACGCCCGAAGCCGCCGCCAAGGUCGUCGAUGCGGACAACGGGAACGGAGAAGACGAAGAUGACGGUGUGGACUUGAAUGUCGCCGAAGACGAGGACGAGGAUCAGACCGCCAUUUACGACCAGGACGACUUCCAGGAAGAAGACGAGGACAUUGACCCCUUCGCGAACGACGACGACGAUGAGUGGGCGUAGGCUUGGAUGGGCGCCGUGUCGUAGCACUGGAGCUGCAUUCUUGCUAUUUUAACUCCCUUCGCAGCCGCGACACAGCCGUCAGACCGCCCGAGAGCUGGGCAAGGGCCUGGGCUACGAAUUGUAUUAUAUCAUGUAGGGAUUGGUAUGGGCGGCAUAGCAUUGCAUGGAAGGGCGUUAGGCAAAGAGCCAAGGAGCCAAGGAGCCAAGGAGCCACCAAUUUUGAGGUGGUGCCUCCAGGACUGGAAAUGCGGAGCAAUCUCACGAAGAGCCGCUGUAUUUGGCGUUUGCGCUGCGAAAUACUAGCUAAUUAGCUAGGUAUGGAUAGAUAAUAAACUAUGCUAAAUGUCUUUCUUUCGGUGUACUCUUGUCUGUAAAAAGUUGUAG